GACACGUCGUGGUUGGCCUGGCAGAAGGUAGUGUUCGAGUAAGUAGCGGACUUCCACGCGGUACACACCACACUUAUAUACUCCUGAUUCAUCUGUCACACCUCGCUACACCACCUUUACCUCGUAUAUUUUUUUUUUAAAUAUAUCUCUCUCUCGCUAUCUGUCACCAACACAGACACCUGCUGCCGACGAAGGAGUCACUCAACCUCUGCUGCUGCUGCCUCGACCACACCUCACACUCACUCACUCUCUGAACUCACUCACUCUCCCCUUCGUAAAGUUUACGCUCCGUGACCAAACUUUUCCACGCUUCUCCAGAUUAUCAGCGAUGAUGAGGACAGGAAUAUGUAUAGUGUUGAUGGGCGUGAUGCUGCUGGGAGUCGUAGCCAGCGUGACAGACGCCCAGGAACCCGCGGAGAGAGAGCGAAGGGCGCCCUCCGGAUUCCUAGGGAUGCGGGGCAAGAAGAACGACUACAUGCUACAGGAGGACGACUACCCAAUGAACGAACCCAUCCUCGCCAGGAUCGAAGCCGCUAAGAGCCUCCCCAUCAGAGGCAAGAAGGCGCCCUCCGGCUUCCUCGGCAUGAGAGGGAAGAAGAGCGAUGAGGAAGUUUACGGCAACAACUUCGCCGACUACGAACUCGAAGCCCUCCUGAAGCGAGCUCCCUCCGGGUUCCUGGGCAUGCGCGGAAAGAAGGCACCCUCAGGAUUUUUGGGCAUGCGAGGCAAGAAGGCUCCUUCCGGAUUCCUUGGCAUGAGAGGCAAGAAAUACGACGACGAAGAAGUUGAUGCUCUCAUUGAGGUCCUCUCAGCGAUGGCAGCCGAAGGACAACAGCAAAAGCGAGCUCCUUCAGGAUUCCUCGGCAUGCGAGGCAAAAAGUCCGUCUACGACGACCAGACCGACGACGAGCUCAGCAUGGAUAAAAGAGCACCAUCGGGGUUCCUCGGAAUGAGGGGCUGAGGUGGAGGACGUCUCCAGACCUCCCUCUCCGAAGAGAAACGAGGAGGACAAACUCUUAAAAAAAAACAAAAAAAGCCAAAAGUCCCCCCAUGUCCAUAAAUCAUACUUAGUUUUGACCGUUUGAAGAGCGUAGAUGAUACCAUUACUCCCCCAGCCAGAUCAACACCCCCAUCUCUAUCUCUCUCUUUCUCUACCACUCUAUCUUUGUCUCUCCAUCACGACCUUCCAUCUUAGGUCGCACGGCGUUUAGUCUUCUAGUUCGUAAAAAAAAAGAAUAAAUUUUGUGUAAUGCUAUGAGAAGUUGACUGUAUAUUGGAGAAAAUACCAGCAAUAGGCCUUGGAAUUUGUAUUAAGGUAGCUUUUUCUUCUUCUACUUCCUCUGCUCUUCCUAUAUACAGAUUUGUUCUGUUGUUUAACCUUUACAAUUUUUAUGAGUCUAGUGUUCCUUUAUUGCGUGUGGUAUUAAUUUACAUCUGUCAACACUCGUACUUUCAGUUAAGUCUAUAGAAAUAUCUCUCAGUGCAUUCUGAUGGGUUUUAACUUAAUUCCUCUGAAUAGUUUAUGAAAAGGACCACGUAUACAUAUCAGUCUGGCGGCAGCGUUAGAUUUCGGACUUAGGGAACAUUACAUAAUCAAAUGCCAUUGCCUUCUCUGAGCGUCUUGUCUGGAAGUGUUGAAAAGAUGUGGAUUAUUUUGUCUGUAAAUUUUAUUUUCCUGUUUCAUGGAGAAAACAAAUUUAGAGAAAGAAAAUCAGCAGUACAACGAUAGCUCCUUUUCGCAUUCGAACCCUUACGGCUUGUAUCUGUGCUCCCAUCUAUUUUAUAUUCAUUUUUUUACAUUCACCGUUUGUGUAUCUCUCUUUAUUUAGGCUCUCCCCUCAGGUUCGAAUAGCACGUGUGUUUGUGAUAAACAUCUUGCUCCCCUGCUUUACAAAAAACUGGUGUUUCAGGCUGGGAAAUACUCUUGAUUUUCGUUAUUUCAUUUGAAAGUUAGCGAGUGUGUUCGGCCAGAGAAGUCCGCGAACCAAAUUUGGUAACGGUUCAAGUAUUUUCCCUCCCGCGCACUUCCCGUCUUGUAGGACGCUCAGCUGUUGUCUCACUGGAAAGAAGAAGACGGAGGAGAAAUUCUGUCACUGGACAGCUGUUUGGAGCUCUGUUGUAGCCUCUGAAAUAGACCGAGUAUCAUAAUCAGUACCUAACGUUCUCUGUCCGAACAUACGAGCCUAGACCAAGUUUUGCUGAACUCUCCUCCUUUUUCCACUUGCAUUCGCUCACUUCCUUUUGGUAUCACACAAGCUGCCGUACCCUUGUUCUUGUAACAACAUAGAGUUGUGUAAUCAUAUUGUAUAAAUCAUAGAAGAAGAGAAAAAUAUAUUGUGUAAAACUUUUCGUGUGAGUUCUCUAAGCAUAGAAUUCGUAGCUUCGUCCAAUAAAGUUUUUAUGUAGGAACAUUCCAAAUCCUUUCGGCUUCUUUGUACCCUGUAGUCUGAGACGAAGACGGACCCCUCUAUCGGAUUUGAUUUGAAUUAUAAUAGUAGUUGGUUUUUUUCAGUAUUGUUUCCCAUAUGAUUUGGAGUUGAUGGUAGACACUGCAUGAUUUAGUAAUCCAUGUCUGGUAUGGUUUUUGUUUUUUUCAUCUUAUUUUUGUCGGUUUUCUCGAAAGCUUUUUACCAUCACUUUCACCUCUUCCUUCGCGAUUCCCUGUAUACUUGAUACACAGAAGCUACCAUCGGUUUCACAUCUGUCAAACAGCCUGUUGCGAGUGAUUUACAUUUAAGAGCCUAGCAGAUUCAUUGUUUAAAAAAAGUGAUUGACAGACGAAUAUACAGAUAUAUAUAUAUAUAUAUAUAUAUAUAUAUAUAUAUAUAUAUAUAUAUAUAUAUAUAUAUAUAGCAUAUAAAAUUUGGUGUUCAAAUCAUACACUUGCGUCAGUAACAAUAAACUUUGCCUUUAGAAUUGGAGACUCUAUACAAAUUGUUCAGAUGAAUCUGCUCAUGUAAAAAUGAUGUAAUCCAUUAAACAAAUUGUCAUUGAAUUGUACUUUAAUUGCAAUAAAAGACAAUCCUCGUC
This is a messenger RNA of Macrobrachium nipponense, 3030 nucleotides long. RefSeq names its product tachykinins-like. The transcript is spliced from 6 exons. The record is from RefSeq and is a predicted model, not a curated record. Bases 329 to 961 code for a protein of 210 amino acids. Lineage: Eukaryota; Metazoa; Arthropoda; Malacostraca; Decapoda; Palaemonidae.